Closterium sp. NIES-65 is the source of this 1908-nucleotide messenger RNA. The record is from the annotation of a GenBank genome assembly. NCBI's taxonomy places the organism in Eukaryota, Viridiplantae, Streptophyta, Zygnematophyceae, Desmidiales, Closteriaceae.
AUGUUCUUCCGCCUCUCCACGUCCCUCCGCCUAUCCGCGCCCUUCCGCUUCGCCGCGCCGGUCGCCCACAUGCUUCUCCGCGCGCCCCUCAUCGCUCCCCAGGCGCUUCUCCUUCCACCUCGCUCCCCCUCGUCGCACGCCGCAUCGCACGGCCCCGUCGCUCGCUCUUCGCAGCGGAGCCUCGCGACCACGGCGACAGGCCACUCCGCUGCGGCGAGUAGCAGACGUCGCACGGCCGCGUGCGCUUGCUGUCUGCGCGUGCCCCCCGCCGCCCCCUGUCCCCUCUACUACUGCAGCCCUUGUGCCGCUCCCUGCCCCGACGCGGCCCCGUCCCUUGCGCUUCUUGCGCUCUCUUCCCCGCCGCGUCGCACGGACGCUCUCAGUGGCGGGGACAGGCGGCGAGGGGGUCGUGAGGGGAAAUGGCGGGGCGCGGGGAGGCAGUGCGGCGAUGCUCGCUUCGGGAGCAUGGGGGGAAUCGCACAAGGGGCAACGGGGUUUCGGCGGAGGACUCCCGCGCGCGAACCACGGCCGGAGGGCGCCGUGCUGCGCGGGGGGGGAGGCGGGCUGGGACCAGCGGGAUGGGGGGCCGUGAGGGUGCACGGCGCGCCUGGCGCAACGGGGGCCUCGGGACGGGCGGAUGGACCAAGCGAGGCAGGGGGUCGUGGCGCAAGGCGAGGAUGGGGCGGCGUGGUAGGGGGCGGCGGCGGGGGGGCCGUGCGGUGGUGCUGUGGGAUUCUGGACAACGUGCAGCCGGAGCGCAUGGAGCCGUUCGACGCCCGCCACGCGCCUCAACGGACCUGGCCGCCAGCUUCGGGUCGCCCGUGGACGUGCUGGCCUAUGCCAACCGCCACGCCUUUGAGCACGUCCCCGCCUGGCGGGGCGGUGGCACUGAGGAAGCACUUUGUGUCGCUGCACCAGAUGGAGCAUGAGAAGCGCAUGCAACACCUCAACCACGCCUCCCCCAAUGGCGCGCUCGCCACAGCCCCUCUUGUGCCCUUUCCCCUGGCCCCAUCACACCCCUGCCAUUACCAUCAUUUCUGUGCUGCUGCCCGCCCCCCCCUCGGUGCGUGCGAGCAGGCGGAAGCGGCGGCUGAGGGAGGAGUAUCGGGGCAAGCAGCAGCGCUACCAGCAGGCCGUGCGCGGCGUGCUGCUGCCCCGCCAACGGCUACGGGCUCAUGCCCGAGCUGCGCCGCGCUGGGGGUGGUCGUGCGCCUCGCGGCGGACGAGGCGUUGAAGCGGGACUUGGCGGCGGCGGUGCGCAGCGGGCAGGUGGGCGCCGUGCUGCUCGUGUCGGACGACCGCGGCUACUCGCGCGCCCUCGGCGCCGCCGCUGCUGCCGGCCUCCACCACCGUCGCUGUCGGCAUCAACGGGUCGCUGCAGCCGGCGGUGCACCGGUGGUUCUGGUGGGGCGAUGUGCUCUCGGGCCGCCGCCGUGGCGCUCGCCCGGGAGAGGCGGAGGGAAUGGCGGGCUGGGGGGGGAGGGGACGGGUGGCACGAGGAGGAGGGGGGGCGCAGGAUGGAAGGGCAUGCGUGGUGGCGAUGAGGGGGGGGGGGGCGGUGUGGGUGGUGGUGUGGAGGAUGAGGGAGGGGAGUGGGACGAUGGGGAGGAGUGGAUGGAGGAGUGGGAUGAGGAUGUGUGGGAGAGCCAAGGGGAGGAGGAGGAUGACAGAGAUGAUGGAGACAAGGGCUUCUCUCAUCAGGUGUUUGGAGGCGCUGGCGACGUGGCACGCCCACACGCGAGACCCGUGACAGCAGCGCUAAUCGACCUUCCCCUUUCUCUCUCCAUCGCUCACUGCUGCUGUGCCACCGCAAGGCACUGCCAGGCGCUGGGAGCGCUGGGAGGCCAUUGGAGAAGGCGUGGAUGCUGUGUAGAGGGAUACCUUAUGUGUGGCCUGUGUGCCGCCUAG